UUUGGACGAGAGCCUGCUUAGAUUUGCCCUCCGGCCUGCCUGGCCCGAAUCCAGAUUUCCGGUUGGAUCGAAGCUGCCUGAACUCGAACGAUCCGAGCCAGGGUAGCUCCUGGCCAUGCUAUGCGGGCUCAACCCUCGGCCUCGCUCGAUCGUCAAUCAUGAAAGCUCGGUAGUAUCUGGACGACUGAACGACGGCAAGUGUCCGAGCGCAAGGGUAGCGGACGUGCCGCUGGAUUCUCUCUGCGUCACAGACCGAGCUCAGCGAGCAGGCCGCGGGUGGUGGACUUUAGUCGCCAUGUCGGCGGAUCCAGGGCUGCAGAUCCAUUACAAAAAAUUAUUUCCCGAGUCCAAUUGGCUAGCCUCCAAUUCUUGUCGAUACAUACACGAAAGUCACGAAGAUGCUUCGGCCUUUGAAGCAAGCGAGCAAGGAAGGAAGCAAGGCAGGCUGCAGAAAAAGCGAAGAGGAUUUUGCGUGAUGCUUGAUCUCGUUGUGAAUUUUUGGUUGCAUCUGCGCGAGUCGCCUGUCCCCAACAGCCAGCCCAUGGACUGAUGUUCGAGCGAACAAUGCGCUGCCAUUCCGGUCGUACCCGGGAGAGGAGGCGGGAGCGCUACAAAUCUACGGAUCUCGGCGUGUAGUCCAGAGGGGCGGGGCUCAUGGUUCCCCACAGGAGUAUCACAUUCACUGACGCGAGGACGACAGCACGAGCGAGUCGACCCGCACGAGCUGGCACCUGAAGGGAGAAGCGGAAGAUUCAAGAGAUCAAAAAGUGCCCGCAGGGUCGAAAUCCAAGCACGAUCGUGUGGGAAGAGGAGGAGGCCUGCCCUGCGCUCGCACCUGGUCUACCUAGGUCAAAGAAGCACCUCCCGGGCCGACUCGCCUACACUGAAUACAUUCCCGCUUGGACAGCACCCAGCGAAAUGGAUCGGUAGCCUGGCCGUAGCUGGGACACGGAUCAGAGCUCAUCCAGCUUUGCCAGCCAGUGUGGAUCAACUGUAACGACCUUUCUGGAAAUAUCAACAUCGUAACCGACGUAACCUCCUCGUAUGUCUCUGAUUCAGCUUUACGCACGCGAUGGAACGAUGCACAGCCUCGGGCCCACGGGCGAAACAUUUGAUCUGGACCUGAUUUCGCCGCGACUGCACUUCUCUUCUUUUGCUCUUUCGUGCCUCCCCUCGCCCUCCAGAAGUCUAAAAGGCUCUCGUCUUUCUCGUCUUUCUCGCCUUUAUGAAGCGAUGUGCCAAGCUUACUCCUUCGUAAAGCGAUGGAUGCAGCAUGAGCAUGAGCGCUGUUAAAGAUUUGCAACAUGUCCACCGAAAUGUGGGUUUCCAUUAUGGAAAGAAAACGACAUACCAAGCGAUCCUGCACCAUCCUGUAAAUGGGAAUAACGAGUCACGCUUCUUAAAGGUCGAGCUCGGUUCUUCCAGUCCUGUGGAUAACACCGAGGCGAGGUUCGAUCACCGCAAAUCUGGUCAUGAGGAACCGCCUUUUGUUUUAAAGAAAGCUGCUGUUCGUUAUUUCUUCAUGGAGAUGUUCAUCAUGACGAGGUCUCCUAAUCAUCGUCACACGACACUUUUUAGUCCAUGAUGGUCCGGAAAUUCCGAGAGCAGUUCAUGUCGAAGACUGCGAUCUAGCGAACUCGAAUGCUCGUGAAAGCUCAGCGAAGAAGAAGAAGACCGUCAUCCUUAAUGACGGCAUCGAUGAAGCAAGCAGGGCAGCCAAGCUGUUACCAUAAACUACUCCAGUAACCACUUCCUGCUCCAUGGAGAUCUCCGGAUCCCAAGGAAAAGCUACAUGCUGCCAAUACUUUCGGGAAAUCCUUCCGUCGCUCAAGGGUCCCGGGAGGUCAUUUCCUUCAACUCAUGUCUGUUCAAGAAUCAGUUUGGGGAAAUUGGGUUGCCGUUGCAUCACAUCCAUCUCUGAGUUCCUCAAGCGGGCUGGAGAUCAGAGAGUGCAAAAGCGGGUAACAUUAUAAUGACCCGAGGACCAUGAGAUACAUAAAGCGCACUACUGCCAAGAGCACGCACAAUAAAGACGAAGGAACAGACCGCCCAAUCCAACCCUUGACCUAUUAACUACUUUACGUUCGUGGAGCGGCAAGUCCUUGUGUAGGCAGGAUCCUUGCAAUUCACUUGAUUUGGUUCCGAAGAUUUCCCUUGUCUGCCCUUUUGAGUUCUGCAAAUGGAAACGAACUGGAGGAGACGUAUGAAGGUGAAACUCCGCACCCCUGCCCUUGUGCCAGUGACGAUGGAUAUGGAAAAAUGAAGACGAAGGGCUAGGCUCAAUGGGCGAAAUGGACACCCUUGACUGUAUGUAUGCAGUCAUCGGCG
Molecule: messenger RNA, 2328 nt
Organism: Marchantia polymorpha subsp. ruderalis
Lineage: Eukaryota; Viridiplantae; Streptophyta; Marchantiopsida; Marchantiales; Marchantiaceae
Source: the annotation of a GenBank genome assembly